This is a messenger RNA of Bursaphelenchus okinawaensis, 2351 nucleotides long. Lineage: Eukaryota; Metazoa; Nematoda; Chromadorea; Rhabditida; Aphelenchoididae. The record is from the annotation of a GenBank genome assembly.
AUGGGUAUGCAUUCAAAGAGUACGUUGUUUUAUAAUAUUAUUAGUUUUGAUGUUUAGAAAGGAAACAAAAAUCAUUCAAGACAAAGGUUGAGAAGAUCUUGAAAGACCGAGUGGAGAAGAAGAAAAAUGAACAUGGGAUGAACAAUGCAGAGUUCCUAAUGGAAAUUGAUCAACAGAUUGGAUCUUUGAAUGCUGGCGAGUUUGGUGAUAAAAGGAAGAUGAAUGGUUCUGUCAACAUGGCUGUCGUUGCGAAGGGCUUACAGGUAAGAUUAUAUUUGUAUAACUAAAAUUGAUUUGUUAAACCUUGUUUUAGUUUAUCAAGAAUCUUAUAACUUCGGUUUUAGAGUCUAGAUUACAUUCCCUGCAGUAUGAAGGAGGUAUCAAAUGACUUGUUGUUGGAUGGUGGUGAUCGGUCAACACGAACUUACGCAGCUGAAGUUAAAAAGACCAUAUCCGCAGCAGAUAUUAUUAUUGAAGUAUUGGAUGCCAGAGAUCCUUUUGGAAGCAGAAGCAAGCAAAUAGAAGAUCAAGCGCUAAACAGUGGAAAGAGGCUUGUGUUAUUGUUGAAUAAGAUUGACUUGGUGCCUAAAGACAAUGUUAAAAAGUGGUUGUCGGUGUUGCGGAAACAGCUACCUACGAUUGCAUUUAAAGCUUCUACACAGGAACAACAAAACAAGCUGGUAAGAUAUUAUGAUUUAAAACUGUAGGUAAAACUUAAACAACAGUUUAAUUUUAUUUAUUCGGCGUCAAUAUAAGUAAUAAGCAAUAGAAUAAUAACAACAGUUUAAUGGGUUGAUGUUUUAGACAUAUGGUUAAUAAUAUAUGAUUUUAGGGUCGAUUAGUAACUUCAAAUUUACAUACUGAUUCUUCAAAGUGUAUUGGAGCUGACUUGUUGAUGAAAUUACUGAAGAAUUAUUGCCGUAACAAAGAUAUUAAGACUACCAUCAGAGUUGGAAUAGUGGGUGAGUUUUGAAUUAUAUAACCGCGGUUGUUUAAAUUAAUAAACGAGUAACUUUCCUUUUAGAAGGUUUGAAAUAUUUUUUUCUAAUGUUUAGGGUUUAUUCAAUAUUACAUAUUUGAUGAUUUUAGGUUAUCCGAAUGUCGGCAAAAGUAGCAUCAUAAACAGUUUGAAAAGACAGCGAACUUGUCAGACCGGUGCUGUUCCUGGAGUGACAAAGCAACUUCAAGAGAUUGAGCUUGACAAAAACAUCAGAUUGAUUGAUUCUCCUGGCGUCGUUCUGGCUUCAAGGAAUCAGUUUGAUGCUACAGAAGUCGCUUUGAAAAAUGCUUUGAGAGUAGACUCGUUGAAGGAUCCUAUAAGUCCUGUUCAAGGCGUGAUGAGAAGAUGUUCUGUUCAAGUAGUGAGUUUCAUAUAUAUAAUACUAUUUUAUCUUGGUUGAUUUGUAAUUGUUAUUCUGUAGUUAGCCUUAUUAUUAAAUGAAUGGUAUAUUUUUAAAUGUUUUAGCUUUGUGAACAUUUUCAAAUUACACCUUUCACCGAUCACGAAAUGUUUUUGGCUCUGGUAGCCAGAAAACUAGGCCGCCUGAAGAAAGGAGGUCGUCCUGACGUUCAUGCUGCUGCUAAACAUGUAGGUAUUACAAGUGAUUAAUGCGAACUCUGAAUUAUAUAACUCUUCUUUAUAUGUUGGUUUGAGCUUGUUUAUUCUUGUCAUACCUUGGCGAUUCGAUUUACUUUAUUUGUGAAAGAUGAAUUAAGAAUUAUUUUAGGUAUUAAACGAAUGGAAUACAGGGAAACUAAAGUAUUUCACAGAACCUCCGAAUGAAGUAGAAGUAAAGCCUACUGUAACUACAGAACUGUUGACUACGUUGUCUAAAGAGUUUGAUUUGGACGCGUUGGAAGAAGAUGUGAAAGUUUUGUUAGAUGGUAUGUUAAUACGAAUAACGUGAUUUGAAUAAUCUCAUUGUGCUUUCAAUAUUUAAAAACAUGCUUUAAGAGUCACGUUGUACAGUGUAAUAAGUAUAUUUCAGAAACGGAACAAAUGAAUGAAACACCGAUGGUAGAAGAUACAGAAGAACUUAAGGUUGUAGUUACUGCUGAACAAAGGAAAAGCAAGGACAAAAUUGAGGGAUUUGAAGCCAAUAUUAACAUCAUGCCAAAGUCGUUGAAGUAUGAAGGGAAUGUCAGGCUUGACAGUGCCAUUAAGAACGCGGUAAAGAAGAACAAGAAGAAACUGAAGAGAUUAGGUACGUUUGUGAUCUUAUAUAAGCUGAUAAAGCAUAAAUAGCUUGUUACAAACUAACCUUGUUAUUUUAGGCAAGAAGCAAGACGCUCUCACCGACAUGUUCACCAACCUAGGAAGCGACCAGGUUGAUGUGAAAAUGGAAACAUAA